AGAAAAAUGAAGUUUUCAGGCUGCAUGAAAACCAGGGAAAAUGGGGAGAAUGAAUAUUCAUGUGCCUAAAACUGCAGGAUUGAAUUAGGAUUCUUUCUUGAUUCUUCCACAGCCUGCCCUAUACAGACAUCACAAAUCACUUUAAAAAAACUUGUUUCUUCAUUUAUAACCCAGCAAUUUCUGUCUCACAGAGAGGUGCAAGGUUAGCUGAGGCAAAGCUGAUAAAACCUAGAGGGAAAGUGCUGUGAAAGCUUCAUUCCCCUGCACUGACUGAACUUCCCUGAGUGUAGUGGGGAGUUUGAGCUUUUCCACAGGGGCUCUUCAGGCAGAGCUGGGGACAGAGGGUCACCGGGUGCCAGUGUUGCUAUAAUUUGGUGUCAAGACUUCAUGGAACAAUAGGAAUGAUUGUGGAAGGCUCUCCUCUUGGCAAUGUACUCUUCUUUCCAUAGGCCACUAUAGAUAGCAGUUUUCCAGGAAAUUCAGCUGUGGCAGGAGCUGCUGCACAGCUGUGCCUGCUGUGUCCAGGCUUUUGCAGUGAGGAACUGGUGGAAAAGGUGAACUGUGUUCUAAAUCUUUGUUCGCCUUGGCAAAUGCUGCUCAGAAGAUGCCCUUGUCAAUUAUUUGUGGAAAAACUGCAUAAGCAGCAGUUGGCUUUGUCCUUUAUCAGGAUUAAAUUGAUUUGUCACUAGAAUAAAACCUCCCCAGGCUAAAUUGGUCAAUUAACAAGCACACUGAUUACCUUCAGCAAGGGCACAGCUGACACAAGUACUGCAUCUUUUUUUAGUGUAAAGCUAAUUUAAUGACAAGAAACACAGACUGGAACAAUCUCUGAGCAUCUCUGCCCUACUCCUAAUGAUAACAUGGAAAAACUCUUCAUAAACUUAGAAAGCAGAACAAAGAGUAGAGUGGGAAGCUGAUGGGAACAUGUGUCAUGCUGCCAUGGCAUCAGAGCCUGUGUGUUCUCCAAGCUUUUUUAAAAAACACUCUGAGUUCAGCUCCAGGGCUGUGGGAAGUGGGGGAGGCAGGCUCAGGUCUUCUGGUGAUGCUCAGCAUCAUCACAAUGCUGCUUGCUGGGCUGCUCCUUUAUUGCUGCCAUGGCCACAGCUUGUCAUUUGGGAACCAUGGGUGAUGUUCCUUGCUUUGCCAAGACUUUAUUCCCUUUCCCUUUCUUGUCAUAAUUAUGCUGGAAGCUUGAGGACAUCCCAAAUUAGAGGUGAAAAGAUAGAAAUCAUUCUUUUCAGCUGAACUCUAAACUGAGAGUGAAUUUUUGCUGCCACCUGUUUUCCUGGAGAAAGAUGUUAACAGCUGGAAAGCCUUUGAAGAUCCUCUUUCUUCUAAUUGCGUGGCUUGUUUUGUCCCCUGGAAUCAGCUGCACACACCUAUGGCUGUGACUUUCAUUCUUUUUAGUCUUUCUGACCUCUGCACAAGGAAACUUUCUGGACCCCAGCAGGUACUUCAGUGGGACAGAUUAGAAAACAAAACCAGAAUUAAUCUGAAGUCAUUGCCUAUGUGUUGCUGCUGACUCACGAUGCCAUUACCAUCUUUCUCCUCUCGCAUCACCCAUUCUGGCUUCCCCUUUUCUUAUUUAUCUCUUUUUUUCUUCUCCUUCCCUUUCCUGUGGUAUAGCUGAGUAGUUUCCCCUUUUUUCUCAAACGAGAUUUGUUCCUGGAAUUAUCUUUUCUCUAAUCAGAAUUCAGAGGGAGGCUACACCCAAGACAGGUUUUCUCAGAACCAAGACACAGGAGGAGAAUCAAGGAAGCUUUUGUGACUGCAGAGGUGAAGACAGGACAAGGCUGCUCAGUGAUUCCCCCCACUGCUGACAUGCUGGAAGAGGACAAUGAUGAGAUCUGUUGGAAUAACCUGGAGAAUUUCCGUGUGAAGCUGAUCUCAGUGAUUGACCCUUCCCGGAUCACCCCUUACCUGCGCCAGUGCAAAGUGCUCAGCCCUGAUGAUGAGGAGCAGGUUCUCAAUGACCCCAGCCUGGUCAUGCGCAAACGGAAGGCAGGUGUUCUCCUGGACAUUCUUCAGCGAACAGGACACAAGGGCUUUGAGGCGUUUAUGGAGAGUCUUGAGCUUUAUUAUCCCCAGCUGUAUAAGAAAAUAACAGGCAAAGAGCCCAGCAGGGUUUUCUCUAUGAUUAUAGACACGGCUGGCGAGUCUGGCCUGAGCCAGGUGCUGAUGAACGAGAUCAUGAAGCUGCAGAGCGCGGUGCAGGAGGAGCGGCGCAGGGCGCAGGAGCUCACGGUGUGGCUGCACUCCAAGGAGGACACCCUGAGGGAGAUGUGGGUCAGGGACAGCCUGCUCCGCAAGCACCAGGAGCGGGCCCAGAGGAUGAAGGAGGAGAGGGACAGCCUGAGCAAGGAGCUGCGCAAGUGCAAGGACGAGAACUACAGCCUGGCCCUGAGCUACGCCAAGCAGAGCGAGGAGAAGAGCGCAGCCCUCAUGAAGAACAGGGACCUGCUGCUAGAGAUAGAUCAGCUGAAGCACAGCCUGAUGAAGGCUGAGGAUGACUGCAAGCUGGAGAGGAAGCACACGAUGAAGCUGAAACACGCCAUAGAGCAGCGCCCCAGCCAUGAGGUGGUGUGGGAGAUCCAACAGGAGAAGGAGCUGCUCUUGGCCAAGAACCAGGAGCUGGAAAACACUCUGCAGGUUGCCAGGGAGCAGAACUUUGAGAAGAGCCUCUCCAAAGAACCUCUGGAGAAUGACUGCAGCCAGACUGUGGAAGAACGCCGGGAGCUGGUGAACACCAUUUACAGCCUGCGCAAGGAGCUGCGCCGAGCCAAGGUGCUCCAGGACAAAUUUGCAGAGGAAAAAGAGGUGCUGGAGCUACAGUGCACAUCUCUGAGGAAGGACUCCCAGAUGUACAAAAGACGGAUUGAAGCCGUUCUGCAGCAAAUGGAGGAAGUAGCUCUGGAGAGAGACCAGGCUCUCCUGACCCGAGAGCAGUUCCAUGUACAGUAUUCCAAGAACCUGGUGGAGAGAGACGCCUACCGCAAGCAGAUCCGGGAGCUGGGGGAGAGAUGUGACGAGAUGCAGCUGCAGCUCUUCCAGAAGGAGAGUCAGCUCCUGGCCACUGAGGCCAAGCUGAAGAGGCUGCAGCUGGAGCUGCCCACACUGACCUCUGACCUGGAUGACUCCUCCUCCAGAGAUUCCCAGGAACUUGUUCUUCACAGUCACCUGGAUGAAGAUACACAGAUAGCAAAAAAAGAUUGCCUGGGAGUACAAAACCAGAAACUCAGCCCUCAAGAGAGCCAUCUGCCCCCAAAAUCACCAAGUGAGUGUGGCUUGGCCAAUGAGGAACUGGCAGAAAAGGAGAGGAAGAGGAUGAAGGACUGCUUUGAGCGUUACCGAAGGUCUGGGCUGCAAAAAAGAGCAAUGAGAAGGGCACCCAAAGACCGGCACCAUGAGGUGGACUGGGAGAACUCCUCUGGCAGCGACAACACCGACACCGAGGGCUCCUGAGGGAGGGACAACACCGACACCAAAGGCCCCUCAGGAGCCAAUCUGAGGGGCCACCAGCUUGUGUAUAAGGGUGGCUGUGCCUCUCAAUUUCACUCACAACGGACUGUUUAGAUUUUAAAACCACCCAAAAAACCAUUUCUGAAAAGUGCUCCAGUGACACUAUUGCGUGGCUCCGACGCCCGCUUAAUAAACAGGUUUAAAUA
Molecule: messenger RNA, 3665 nt
Organism: Cyanistes caeruleus (blue tit)
Lineage: Eukaryota; Metazoa; Chordata; Aves; Passeriformes; Paridae
Gene: CARD9
Product: caspase recruitment domain family member 9
Biological process (GO): positive regulation of canonical NF-kappaB signal transduction; regulation of apoptotic process
Cellular component (GO): cytoplasm
Molecular function (GO): CARD domain binding
Source: RefSeq, a predicted model, not a curated record